CGAUAGACCCCGAUAGGUUCGGACAAGACAAAGAACAAAAUGUUCUCUGCAAAAGCUGUGCUCGUUUAAAAACGCAAAAAGUCAGUGCAGUUUGUGCAUUGUCAGUGGUGCAUAAGAUUGUUCUAUAAAUAGCGAAAAAUGAAAAUAAACUGCAGGCGAAAUAGGAAAAACACCUUGAGUUGAGUGCAACGGCUGUGCGAGUGUGUGUGCGUGAGAGCGAGAGUGCGCUCGUGUGCGUGUGUGUACACAUGCAUGUGGAUAAACGAAAAUAAAACCAGGGACCGCCCCCCGCCGAAGAAUAGCCACCCCGCAAAGUUCAUCACCCUGCCCAGAAUCGGUGGCACUGCAUCGCGCUAAAUCGGCCACUUUCCAUUAUCCGCAUCCACCGCCCCUCCCGCUCCCUUGGUCCUUCAUCCACCUCCUGGGAAAACAACAACACCAACAACCACCAGCGCCCUUGCAACAACUGUUACAAAAGAGCAAGAGAGAAGACACCCCGCACACUCACACUCACACACAAUCACAGAGACACACGCACACACACAAGCAGAGAGUGUCCUCGCCAGAAACUCGAAUUUCCCAACCAAACAUCCCGAAUCUGAGGCCCAAAUCUCAAGCGCCAAUCCGCCGGAAUGGACUCGGACAUCGAAAUGGAUAUGGAAUCGGACAACGACGGGGAGUACGACGACGACUACGACUACUACAACACAGGCGAGGACUGCGAUGUGGAGCGCCUGGAUCCGAAGCGGGCCGACCCGGAGUACUUUGAGUACGAGUGCCUAACCGUCGAGGACAUCGAGAAGCUGCUGAACGAGCGCGUGGAGAAGCUGAACACCAUCCUGCAGAUCACACCCUCGCUGGCCAAGGUGCUGCUGCUGGAGCACGAGUGGAACAAUGUGGCCGUCGCGGACAAGUACCGCCAGGAUGCCAAUGCGCUGCUGGUGACGGCGCGCAUCAAGCCGCCUUCGGUGGCAGUGACGGAUACGGCAUCCACGAGUGCAGCAGCGGCGGCGGCCAGUGCCCAACUGCUGCGACUGGGGAGCAGUGGGUACAAGACGACGGCAACGACGGCGCCACAGUACCGCAGCCAGAUGUGCCCCGUCUGUGCCAGCUCGCAGCUGGGGGAUAAGUUCUACAGCCUGGCGUGUGGGCACUCGUUUUGCAAGGACUGCUGGACCAUAUACUUCGAGACGCAGAUCUUCCAGGGAAUCUCCACGCAGAUCGGCUGCAUGGCCCAGAUGUGCAAUGUUCGAGUGCCCGAGGACUUGGUGCUGACGCUGGUCACACGACCCGUGAUGCGUGACAAGUACCAGCAGUUCGCGUUCAAGGACUAUGUGAAGUCACACCCGGAACUGCGCUUCUGUCCCGGGCCCAACUGCCAGAUAAUUGUGCAAUCAUCGGAGAUCUCCGCCAAACGUGCCAUUUGCAAGGCUUGCCACACGGGCUUCUGCUUCCGGUGCGGCAUGGACUACCACGCGCCCACCGACUGCCAGGUGAUCAAGAAGUGGCUGACCAAGUGCGCCGACGACAGCGAAACGGCCAACUACAUCAGCGCCCACACCAAAGACUGCCCCAAGUGUCACAUCUGCAUCGAGAAGAACGGCGGCUGCAACCACAUGCAGUGCUUCAACUGCAAGCACGACUUCUGCUGGAUGUGCUUGGGCGACUGGAAGACACAUGGCUCGGAGUACUACGAGUGCUCCCGCUACAAGGACAACCCCAACAUUGCCAACGAGUCGGUGCACGUGCAGGCGCGCGAGGCGCUGAAGAAGUACCUGCACUACUACGAGCGCUGGGAGAACCACUCCAAGUCCCUGAAACUCGAGCAGCAGACGAUCGACCGGCUGCGCCAGCGGAUCAACUCGAAGGUGAUGAACGGCAGCGGCACCUGGAUCGACUGGCAAUACCUCUUCAACGCGGCGGCACUGCUGGCCAAGUGUCGAUACACGCUGCAGUACACCUAUCCGUACGCCUACUACAUGGAGGCCGGUUCGCGGAAGAAUCUCUUUGAGUACCAGCAGGCACAACUGGAGGCCGAGAUCGAGAACCUGUCGUGGAAGAUAGAGCGCGCCGAGACAACGGACCUGGGUGAUCUCGAGAAUCAAAUGGACAUCGCCGAAAAGCGCCGCACCACGCUACUGAAAGACUUCUUCCCAGUGGACGCAUAGGCAACCGUCGUGCUUCCAGGGCCACCAGAACGGACAGCCAGUCUUGUUUAGCACAAAAACUCUUUGAUUGACUGCUGACAGGUCGACGUGACGCGACAGUAUAGAGACGCUUAUUUAAAUUAAAUUAUACACAUACAUGUAUCCAUCUAGCAGUAGGCCCAACGACGUGUAGCUAAUUUUUAAAUUAAACUAAUAAUCAAGUGCAUAUAGACUAGAGAACGUAGCAUAUAGCAUAGUCGACUACUCGAAGUAUAAUAACUAUAGUUGUGACAUUCGAAAUCACUCAAAAUGAUCGGUGUAACUGCAAUACAACGCCUUGCGCAGAAUGUUAACGAUAUACAGUAGCUAUAGCUAAUGCCCUAGCGUUAACGAUACCGGUAGCUAUACCAUAACUAUAAAAUUAAAUUUUAAUCUAGCAACUGACUUAACUGACAAACCAGACGCAUUUCAGUGGCCAAGUGUUCCAACAGUUUUCCAAAAACUAGCCCAAACGACCCGAUGAAAUGCAGAAACAGCAACAGCAACUGAAACUGAAACAAUUCUAAAUGUAUAGCGCCGCAAGUCAAGCAAUUAUAGAUCAAAGACCGCCUAAACAGAUCGGCUCAUCGGUUAGACCCUAAGUUUUAAAUCUUGUAUUAGCCCCGCGUAAACAGCAUCAAGUAUUCGCAAUCUGUAUCUCGCCACUAAUCGCAGCACAUCAAUCGAACGCAAAGUCGUGAUUAAUAACGAAGCUAGAUACUCCACGUCCCCGUCCCCGAUCCCGUUCCUUUUGAUUCUCACUCGAUUCUCGAUUAAAGUUGUAAGCUGAAUCAUAAAUUAUAAUCUAGGAUUACGCUAUGUAUGUAUGCUUAUGCGACUGAAUUUGAAUUAAAUUUACACUAGAUAUACAAA
Messenger RNA from Drosophila teissieri, 3059 nucleotides. It is a transcript of the gene ari-2, whose product is annotated as potential E3 ubiquitin-protein ligase ariadne-2. The coding region runs from base 633 to 2168 and encodes 511 amino acids. Gene Ontology annotation, biological process: positive regulation of proteasomal ubiquitin-dependent protein catabolic process; protein polyubiquitination; ubiquitin-dependent protein catabolic process. Gene Ontology annotation, molecular function: ubiquitin conjugating enzyme binding; zinc ion binding; ubiquitin protein ligase activity. The transcript has 3 exons. The record is from RefSeq and is a predicted model, not a curated record. Lineage: Eukaryota; Metazoa; Arthropoda; Insecta; Diptera; Drosophilidae. Gene Ontology annotation, cellular component: cytoplasm; ubiquitin ligase complex.